Molecule: messenger RNA, 2643 nt
Organism: Physcomitrium patens
Lineage: Eukaryota; Viridiplantae; Streptophyta; Bryopsida; Funariales; Funariaceae
Source: RefSeq, a predicted model, not a curated record
ACUCGACCAGCGGAUGAAUAUCGUUCACUGGCGGGGUGUCCUUUUUGCGGGUGGGGGAUUGCUUCGAGGAUGGUGCUGGGUGUAGCAAAUUGUUACAGUGGAACUGAGUCAGAAGAGGACAAGGUAAACAGUGCGAGAUGCGGCAGGGAUGGCAGGACGAAGGGGAUGAUUGGGGUUCUUACGGAGUCAGUUUGCUAUUGGUAGGGUUGGAAUGAUUUCUGGAGGUGCGAUUCGUGUGUGAGACUUAUGCUGGUCGUGGAGAUUUGGGUGGAUCUGGGCAAAUGUUUGGGCUUCGAAGACCGUUGGAGGUCGUGCAGGUGCCAUCGUUGGUGGCAGUAGGGUUUGGUUGAGUUCGAGGGGUAUGAGUGAAUGUUGCAGGAGGUGGAUUCGGUGGAGGUGCUGAGAUGGGUCGGUUGUGACAUUCCCACUUGUGUGUUUUGUUUGUUGGGGUUGCUUGGUUUUCCCCUGGAUCUGGCACAGGGGAGGCAGCGUUUGGAGUGGAACAUGUCGGGUCGGUGAAUUGGGGCGUGAAGUUUCAUCAUCUUCGAGGAGCUUUGAUUAUGGAGAAAUGUUUUGUUUAGGUGUUGAGGAGUGAGGCAUAGUGUUGCGUCUCGUUGGGGUGCAUGUGGCGGAGUUGCAUAAGCAAAGCAAUGUGCAAAUGCGGCAGGUUUUGAGGAUCUGUGCGUGCUUCGGUGUGGGAGUAAGCGCGAAUUUGAAACUUCGCUUCUUGAUUUUCCCAUCAAGGGAGGAUCCAUCACAGGUUGAUGAAUAGCCGGUGUGUUCGUACUCUCUUUCGCGGGCAAGCUGCAUGCUACAAGUGUUUCCCCUUUAAACGAAUAUUGUGUUACCCGAGCAGAGUUAUUUUUACUCGGAUCAGUUGACGCCUCAGAAGCAGCAAAAUUUUGGGUGGAAUGCCCUCUCCUACUAACAUGGCCGAUCGAUCACAGUCCAGUAGCGAUGCGAACACAUCAGGCAGUGCGGUCUACAUUGAACAUACCGUCUCCAAGCUCGAUACUCUGGCCGGUGUUGCCAUCAAAUACGGCGUUGAGAUGCUAUAUGAAUAUCGCUCGGCUGGUGGUCUGCCGAUUGCCCAGCUUAUGUAUGGUGGCAGACGUUAAGCGUUUGAAUGGAUUAACAACUGACUUGCAAAUGUUUGCGCUCAAAACACUACGAAUUCCAACUCCAGGCAGGCAUCCUCCUACAACUGCCUCAGCGGACUCCAGCAAUUCCAGAUGGGAGACGCUGACAUCGCGCCCUGGCUUGCACCGUGUUAGGAGCCAAAACUCAAAUCUCAACCAGGGAGGUAAGAACGCAGACCGAUCGUCAGCGAUGGAGUUGUUGAGAGGUUACUAUGGUCUGCCUCCAUCCAGAACUGAAGGAGAAGGUUCAGAACUCGCUACCUUCUGCUCUGACAAUGAAAUCACAGAAGACAAUGAACCAUUUUCACCGAUGUUCCGCCCAUCAGAUACUGCUGGAUCUCGAAGAUUCUCAACUGGAAAUUUCAAGACUAGCCGCUUUGAUCAGUCUUUGAAAACAAGGAACAAUCCGACAGGCUCAGGUUGGCUGGAUAACAGCUUGGAGCCUUCUUUAGCAUCCUCUGAACUCCUUUUAAAGCCCAGUAGAGAUCCAUUAGGAGUAGGAGACAAAUUUGGAGAGAUUCAGGUAGUUACUGCUACUGACCCACAAGUAAUCCCUGUAAGACCCGUUAGACGACGGACAAGAGGCGAUUCCUGCAGCGACGAGACCCUUGAUGGUGACCGGGUAAAUUUUCCUGAGAAAGUUACUGGUCCAAAACCAAAAGACUCUGGCUUUACUUACAGCCGUCCCGUGAACUCUCUCCCCUCAAACGGUUGGCACAGUGUUGGAGAAGGACCUUUGGUGGCAGGCGGUGUGAAGACCAUUGGAGCCGCUCUCUUUGGUGGAAAGGGAGCUGUGGAAGGCCUUAUAUCCAAGGUACUUCAAUCGUCCAGCACAGCUACGAUGCCAGAAGGUGGGAAAUCUUCAACUGGAGCAUUGCCUCCAUCCGCAGGAGGUGCUCCCAGUGUACUAGAAAGUAUUACACAGGCGUACCGACGUGCUAAAGCUGCCUUGGAUUAGGUCGUGAAAAUCUGCGGAAUCUGCUGUUAAGAUGCCAUCUUUUCCAAGCAUUUUCAAAGAUCCUCACAUAUUUCCUGGAACGUUUAUGCUUUUGUGUGAUAUUGCUCCUAUCUUUCGAGCAUAAUUCAGGUCCCUUAUCUCGAUUUCGGUAUGGAAAACGCCUUGUUAGUGCUACAGAACUAGUGCAAUCCCCUGUUAGCAAAUUUAUGCACCAUUGAGGCUUCGCAGGUUCUUUUGCCCAUAUAGAGUCCCAAUUUCAGAGAAUAAGAUCCUUUUAGCGGCUUCUUUUGGAGGUGUACUCAGGUAGUCUCUGCUCACACAAAUGAAGGUCAGAGCCAUGGUCUUGUUUUAGUAUGUUGCCAUGAUUAGGUAGGGGAAUCAAGUUCCUUAGAAAGCUGUUCGGCUAUUCAUUAUUUGAGGCACUUCGGAAUCUUGUAUAUUUCUGUAGAGCAUGAAUGAUAUUUUCAUCUCUGCUGCAGCCCACCAGCGACUGUUAACAAAUCAAUGAUUUUGGCGUUGAUCUGGUCUGAUAAUCAGUUCCUACUA